AUGGAGAAGUCUCGCAAAGACCACGAUGAGGAGAUUCUGAGGCGUUUCGAAGAAACAGUCAUUGUCAAUGCGAAAGGACGAUACGAGGUAUGUCUCCCGUGGGUCGAGACACAUCCCAGUUUGCCGAACAACAGGGAGCUUGCAGAGAAGCGGCUCAUCACGACUACUAAGAAGCUGAAAUCGUCGGUGUUGUACGACGAAUACGAUCAAGUAUUCAACGACUGGCUAGCGGAAGGAAUCAUUGAGGUGGUGCCUGAUGAUGAGAUCGACCAAGAGGCACACUAUCUACCACAUAGAGGCGUCGUUAAAGUGGGUAGUACCACUUCUUUAAGACCGGAUUGGGGUCGUAGCUGA
Messenger RNA from Temnothorax curvispinosus, 354 nucleotides. RefSeq lists its product as uncharacterized. Bases 1 to 354 code for a protein of 117 amino acids. The transcript is spliced from 2 exons. NCBI's taxonomy places the organism in Eukaryota, Metazoa, Arthropoda, Insecta, Hymenoptera, Formicidae. The record is from RefSeq and is a predicted model, not a curated record.